Molecule: messenger RNA, 3954 nt
Organism: Aptenodytes forsteri (emperor penguin)
Lineage: Eukaryota; Metazoa; Chordata; Aves; Sphenisciformes; Spheniscidae
Gene: RGS22
Product: regulator of G-protein signaling 22
Exons: 26
Coding region: 1-3954 (1317 amino acids)
Biological process (GO): regulation of signal transduction
Molecular function (GO): G-protein alpha-subunit binding
Source: RefSeq, a predicted model, not a curated record
AUGCAGCUGAAGAGGCUUACCACUGAGCCUCCAUGUAUAACAGAAGAAGUGUUUGAAGAAUGCUUAGCCACAGAUGAUAUGCUUGUGGACUACUUUAACGAAUUUUUGAGUCUUCCGACUUUUGCCCAGCCAGUUAAGUUUAACUCUGACUUUGGGGUUUUUGAAGUAGUUAAUGAUGCCCCACAAUGCUUGGAAAGCCAGCUGAAAAAAAUUCUACGUGAUCAGAAACCUCCAAACUCCAUUUAUGAUGUUCUAAGGAAAGCAAAGAAUGAUGGGCAGCUCUCCAAAAUGCGCAGCGCUUCUCCAACCUUCAAUAUUGAUCCAAAUCACAACGCUAUGUGUCUUGAUCGAGAACAAGCAAUUCAGUGGAUUAAGAAAGAACGGCUUCCAGCAUUUAUAGAAAGCGACUGUUACUUUGAAUACAGGCUAGCUAAAUUGAUAUCACAGGUAGAAUGGAGCAAGACUGGCAUUAAUUUCAUUAUAGAUAGUGACUACUAUCCCUGGAUAAGGAAGCAAGACCCAAGUUCUCCCCCUCCUGAGGAGGAUGACACUUCAUUGACUAUGAAGAAGUUCUGCAUAUCACUUGGCCAGGCUACAGUUUCUCAGACAAAGGAUUGGUUUACAUUAGCAAAACGAAGUGAAUCCGUGAAAACUACAGAUUCAUUUAUGCAUCCUGUAGCUUCUAGUCAAAUUCAAGAUAUUCAGUGUUUGCCUGGGCAGCAUGAAAGAGACGAUUCAUUAAGCGAAAAAGAUAGCCUUCUGGCAGGCUCCCUGUCUAAGGAAUGCCACCAGUGGAGUUUCCUUUCCCCUUCAAGGACAGCAUCAGCAAAAGCCGACAUUAUUAGGGAGAGAUCCAGAGAGGCUGAGGAGGGUCCUUCUGUGGCCAUUGCUGAACCUCCUUCCCACACUCAGUUAAGAGUUUAUCUAGACCCAAAAUGGGACAGUGCAGCAAAAGAAGAAAAUGGACAGGAAAGUGCAACUUUUCAGACACCGGAAGAAUUCAUACCAGCUUAUACUCAAUUUGUAAUGAAGGAACCUAUUUCAGAACUGACCCGCCAGCCAGCUGCUGACAUUGAGAGUGAUGUGGAUUUCCACAAACAGCCUGAAGUGUUUAUACACGAGUUAGCAAAUAAUGAAUUUGCCCAUGGUACUGCAGAGUCACUCUUUUCCCGAAGUUCUUCUCCAUUUACUGUCUUGGACUCCAAGGGAGAUGUAAGAGAACAAGAUACUGAAGAAGUAAGCUUAAGAUCAAGUUCUGAAAGUGAUGGGGCAGACAGUAGGGCUGCCUGGUGUAUUAGUCACAGGACUUACGACACUGGCAACAGACAUGAGUUUGAAAGAUUCAAGAAGUUUAUUAAAGGAACACUUGGGGAGAGGUACUGGUGGCUCUGGAUGGAUAUUGAAAGACUAAAGGCUCUUAAGGACACUACAAGGCAGCAAAGGCAACUCAGUAAGAUGAAAAAACUCUACCUGCUGAGCGGUGGAGACUAUUUCCUCAGUUCAGAAGUGUUACUCAGACUUGAUCUACUGCAUGGAGAUCAGUGGAAUAUAAGGCAUUUAAGACGGAUUCAGCCUGAAGUAGUGAAACCUCUACUUCUUUACUGGGGUCCCAGAUUUUGUGUCACUCAUUCAACAGCAAUAGAAACUGCCAGUGCAAAACUGAAGCUCUGGCACACAUGCCAAGAGAGACCAAGGGUGGACAUUGAUCCUUUUCCACAAAUGGUAUCAUUGCUACCAUUGACACCUAAGUCUUGCAUGCCCAGGAUACCACCUUCCCUUCCUCAGAAAAGUAGAACAAGCUCACCAACAACUUUAUUAAAACUAGCUACACCAAAUUUGUCUUUGAAGAGAUCAUUAAGAUUAUCACCUAUGCUGUCAUCAAGUCAGACCCCCCAAAGGGAUGACAUUUCUAGCAGUAGAAAGUGGCCAAAGCCAGUGAGCAGAGACAUGAUUCAUUGCUUAACUUUGGAUGGCACUGCAGACUCCAAAUACCAGGGUCACAGAAAGUACACCUAUGCUGAGCUUCUCCCAGGGAAAAGUGCUGCUGGCAGUGUUGUCUUAGGGCGAUCAAGAAUGGAAAGCAUGCUGCAGUCUCUUUAUUUGGAGAACAGAGCAGGCUACUACUUCACACAAUUCUGUGAGAAGUCAGGGAAUAAGUUGUGGAAGAACAGCGCGUACUUUUGGUUUGACCUACAGGCUUAUCAUCAGCUUUUCUACCAAGAAACUCUUCAUCCUUUUAAAAUAUGCAAGCAAGCUCAAUUCCUUUAUGCAACUUACAUUGCCCCAUCUGCCAGUAUGGACAUUGGACUUCAUCAGAGUAAGAAAAACAUGAUUUAUCAGAAAAUUGAUCCAGCUUUUGAGGAUCUUUUUGACCCAGCAGAAGAAUAUAUCCUCACUGUUUUGCUAGAACCAUGGAUGAAGAUGGUGGAAGCAGACAAAUACACAUAUGGAAAGGUGGAGUUGGUGGAAGAAACUCGACAGCUGGACUCCGUGUACUUUAGAAAGCUCCAGGCUUUGCAUCAAGAGAGUGGUUCCAAGAAGGAUGAGAGUACUGUUGCUGACACUGGUCUGCCAUCCUGCCCUGAUGCUCUCAAAGAAGAUCAGCACUUGCGUCAAGUUCCCAAAGAAUUGGCAGGUCCUAAUCUAUCUGACCUGAUCCAUGACAAAGAGAAGUUAGAACAGUUCUGGGCUUUUCUUAAUAACCAUUCUGCUGGCAUGGAUCUCAUGUGCUGGCUAGAUAUUGAACAGUUCAGAAAGAUGCUCGACAAGGAUGAAGAAAAAAGGGAGGAAAAAUCUAAGGACAUUAAAAACAAGUACUUAAACAAAAAAUACUUCUUUGGACCCAACAGCCCAGCUACCAGCAAACAGCAAGAACAGCUAAUGCAUUCAGGUGGAGGAUGGGGACAAAUCCUUCAUGAUCGACUUUCGGCAGCGGUUCUGCUAGAAAUUCAGCAAUGCGUCCAGAAGAGAUUAGAAAAACAAUGGCUGCCAUUGUUCCUGGCAGAUGAGCACCAUGGGGCGGAGGGACAAGCAAAGAUAAGGAACAUAACUGAAGAUCUUCCACGCCAAAAACAGAAGACAACUAGGAUGUGGAAGCAUGUGGACAAUAAGUGGGUUUCUUCAUCUAAUGAAAUAAUUGCUUUCCGCAAAGCGCUGUUGAAUCCAGUGACAGCAAAUCAGUUUCAACGCUUUGUGUCACUGAAAGGAGACCUACUGGAGAACGGAGUGCUCUUUUGGCAAGAGGUACAGAAGUAUAAGGAUUUGUGCCAUUCUCAUUGUGAUGAUUCCACAGUCCAGAAAAAGAUCACAGCUAUUAUCGACUGCUUUAUUAACUCUGCCGUCCCCCCAGCUUUGCAGAUUGACAUCCCAACUGAACAAGCAAAGAAGAUUCUGGAGCACAGGAAAGAACUAGGACCUUACAUUUUUAGAGAAGCACAGAUGACUAUUUUUGCUCUUCUGUUUAAAUUUUGGCCAAAAUUUUGUAAGUUUCAAAGGAAUUUGGCUAGUGACAAAAUUCUGCUUGCCUUGGAGAAAAAAAAGGGAAAAAAGAUGCGAAAGAAGGAAGGCAAAAUAGUAGAGGUAAGGCUCACAAAGUUUCAGGGUAAAGAAGCGGGAACAAAACUCAUCAGUCUGUCAAGCAGUGCUUUGGUAGAUGAGAUUGGUGUGGAGAGAGGACCAGCAUCAUUUUCAAAUGGAUAUGGGUGGCAGGCUUCCUGGUCAUAUUCCAAGUACAUAGAAGCCUUGGAGCAGGAGAGAAUACUCCUUAAAAUGCAAGAAGAUCUGGAGGAAAACUCAUCAUCAUUCCCUACAGGUACCUCAUCUAUGUCCUUCCCGAAGCCUGGAAACUCCGAAAAAUCCACCAUUUCUCCACAGAGUAGUGUGAUUUUGGAGAAACACUCAAAUCUUCCCAAGAAACAGAAAGUGAGUACCAGCCUGCCAACAAGUGUGCUUUGA